AUGGGGAGAAAGAGGGAAAUCCGCACGCAUAUUGCGAAUGUAGAUAUAAUCCAUAUCAAGACAUGGAUGCUCAUCUCUAGCUAUGUAAUAUGUUUGGGUGUCGCACUUGUGGAGGCUAUUCUCCCUGGUCUUCUCCCUCAGCCGGUGUUGGACAUAUUGUCAGCUGUUCUCAAUAAAUUCCUCCUAUGGCAAUAUCCCAUCAAAAGCGUGAACGGUAGCAACACCCUGCCAGCCUGUCCCUGCCGCUGGCCAAAUGGACAAGGUGAUGGUGCAAAAUUCUUGGAUGGUAUCCAGAAUAGUGUAGAGUGGUCCAAAUCAUAUGGCCCUCUCUACCGUAUCUGGAGCGGCAUGAGCCCCGAAAUCGUCCUCACCCGGCCAGAGCAACUCCAAAUAGUAUUUUAUGACUCAGAUAAGCACAGAAAGGCCAUUAACAAUGACUCUGGAUACUUCAUGGGCCAGUUACUUGGCCAAUGCGUCGGUUUAAUAAGUCCACCACAAUGGCAGGGAGUUCGCGCCAUCACCGAAGUACCUUUUCGUCACCAGACUUCCAUUGCGAACACUGGAGUCAUCGAGGAGUUUGUACGCGAUUGCUUCAACAAGCUUGAGCUCGAAGGCGAUCUUAGUAGAGGAAUGCUCCAUCCUACGCAAGAUCUCAAAAUGCUUCCUUUCUGGAUGGUGUGUUACUUCUUAUACGGAAGACUGCCGGUUCAAAUGACAGAGGCGUUGAAGAAUUUGACGGAAUGCAGGGAGGAACAAAUGAGAGAUGUGAUCAAAGGAGGAAUCUCGCGGUUCUCCUUCUCCCGGCUGCUUCCCACAGCUGCCAACCGUCGGCUAAGAGAGUUUAAGGACCGCUGGCUGCUCUUCAACCGGACCGCCGAGGAAUAUGCUCGCAGUCAUGGGUCCAAUUCUCCCAUAGUAGACAUGUUUGAUGCUGUCCACCGUGGAACUAUCUCCGACGACCAACUCUUACAAACUCUUGACGAGACACUUUUGGCCAAUCUAGACGUUACUACCGGCGGACUUGCCUGGAAUCCCGUUUUUCUAGCUGUAUAUCCCAAAUGUCAACAAAAAUCACGGCAAGAAAUACAGAAUCUUCCGGACCAAGCCGCUCUGCACAAAUACCUUCAAAGUCCGUCUACAUACCUCCAGGCAUGUAUCCUAGAGUCAAGUCGUCUUAGACCACUGGCCGCAUUUUCGGUACCACAAUCAGCCCCAACGCCCCGUGUUUUGGAUGGAUACAUUAUCCCCGCCUCGAUUAACUUCAUCGUGGAUGCGUAUGCACUCAAUGUACGGAACUCGUAUUGGGCGCCUGACAAUGAAACUUUUCGACCAGAUCGAUUUUGGGGUAGAAAGAAUAUGGAGCUGCGCUAUCUAUUCUGGAGAUUUGGGUUUGGGCCGCGCCAGUGUAUGGGGAAAUAUGUAGCGGAUAGCAUCCUCCGAGUUACCUUGGCCUAUCUGGUGCAAAACUUCCAGCUAAGUUUGACCACAGAUGACUGGGUUCGAGAUAAGCAGACUUGGAUCACGCAUCCGGACUUUCUCUUGCGAUGCGAAAGACUUAAACAAUGA
Messenger RNA from Trichoderma virens Gv29-8, 1566 nucleotides. RefSeq lists its product as uncharacterized. Gene Ontology annotation, molecular function: monooxygenase activity; heme binding; oxidoreductase activity, acting on paired donors, with incorporation or reduction of molecular oxygen. The coding region runs from base 1 to 1566 and encodes 521 amino acids. The record is from RefSeq and is a predicted model, not a curated record. The transcript is spliced from 5 exons. Lineage: Eukaryota; Fungi; Ascomycota; Sordariomycetes; Hypocreales; Hypocreaceae.